This is a messenger RNA of Culex quinquefasciatus (southern house mosquito), 1215 nucleotides long. RefSeq names its product putative odorant receptor 85d. Gene Ontology annotation, molecular function: odorant binding; olfactory receptor activity. The record is from RefSeq and is a predicted model, not a curated record. Lineage: Eukaryota; Metazoa; Arthropoda; Insecta; Diptera; Culicidae. Gene Ontology annotation, cellular component: plasma membrane. The transcript is spliced from 3 exons. Gene Ontology annotation, biological process: detection of chemical stimulus involved in sensory perception of smell; sensory perception of smell. Bases 1 to 1215 code for a protein of 404 amino acids.
AUGGCUAACCGCGUAGCUAACUCCGAAGAGCAGCACCUAAAGUCGGAACCAACUCCGCCGCUGCGAUUUGAAUCCUUCACCAAGGUGAUCUACGUGAUCGAGAAGAUCAGCGGAAUCGUACCCUACGAUGAGCUGCAGCAGCCAAAGCACUUUUGCAGUUCUGUUUUCACCUGGCUUUACUUCUGGGCCACGUACAUUCACCUCGUGCUGUCCAUUCUGAUGCAGUUUGCUUUUUUUGUGGAAUCCGUUCAGAAGAAAGUUCCGAUGACCUAUCUGAUGGUGAUGGUCACGUGCAUGGGAUUCUUGCUGGUUUCGAUCGUUAAAAUGAGUGUGUAUAAAUUAUACGAAAAUCAGCUGAACGAGAUUUUGGACCAGCUCAAGUCGCUCUAUCCGGAUCACGUCGAUGCCAAAUCGGCUGAAGAGUGUCGUAAAAGGUUGUGGUUCCUGAAACUAUUCUCAGUGGGGUACUUCGUGGUGGUUGUCGUGUUUCAAGCAAUUCUGUACGUAACUUCUAUUUGGAAGUACUUCUCCACUGGAUACUGGGAAAAGCUGCUACCAUACAAUCUAUGGUACUGGUACGAUUGGCGCCAACCUGUAGUUUUCGAGCUGACCUUCCUGCAUCAGCUGUGGGGUUCGACGACUUCCGUGUCGUGUGUCAUCCUGCUCGACUCCUUGUACUGCAUCAUAAUCCUCCUGAUCUCGAUGCAAUUCGAACUGCUCGGAAAGCGACUGCUAGCGAACGAAGGGAACGCCCAGGAGUUGAACAGCUGCAUCGAGCAGCACCUGCAGUUGGUCGAGCUGUGUGAGCGAUUCGAGCGGAUCUACUCGCCCUCGCUGCUGGUGACGUUCCUGGGAAGUUCGGCCAUCAUCUGCUUCUCGCUGUUUGUGACGCUGAUUGUGGAUGACGCUGCGGAAUCGAUUCGAUUCUCGAUUCUUCUGUCGGUCUACGUGAUGAACAUCUACCUGCUUUGCUACUACGGAAGCAUGCUGAUGGAGAAGAGUUCCAACGUAGCGCAACAUGUGUUCAAUGGGCAUUGGUACAAAAUGAGCAAGAAGGCCCGGAAAAUGUGUCUCAUGAUUCUCAUCAGAGGUCAGCGUGAGCAGAAAAUGACGGCGUUAAAAUUUCAGAUCGUUUCAUUGCCGUGUUUCACCAGGAUUCUGAGCACGGCAUUUUCGUACUUCACCUUGUUGAAGGCAGUUCAUGAAAAAUUUUGA